GCCAGUCUUCUUCUUCUUCUCCCUUUCUCUCUCUCUCUCUCUCCUCUUCUCUCUUCACUAUCCCCUCACGCUUCACUCCCCCGAUUGAUACACACUCAUCUUAGAUAUCUUAUUUACCCCCUUUUAUCUGGCUUGUUAGCUUCGGAUUUACUUGUCCCCUUUUUUGUUCCUUUCCAUCUCAUCACAAAAUGGCCUCUUUCCAGGACCGUGCUCAGCACGCUGUUGCUCAGCUUGAUAAGGAGCUCUCCAAGUACCCCGUCCUCAACAACCUCGAGCGUCAGACCUCCGUCCCCAAGGUCUACGUCAUCCUCGGUCUGGUCGGCAUCUACUUCUUCCUCGUCUUCUUCAACAUCGCCGGCGAGUUCCUGGUCAACCUGGCCGGGUUCAUCGUCCCCUGCUACUACUCGCUCAAUGCUCUCUUCACCGCUACUACGGUUGAUGACACUCAGUGGUUGACGUACUGGGUGGUGUACGGCCUCUUUACCGUUGUUGAGAGUGCCAUCAGCGCGCCUUACUGGUUCCCCUUCUACUACAUCUUCAAGCUCGCCCUGGUCCUCUGGAUGUCUCUGCCCCAGACCAACGGUGCCCAAGUCGUCUUCCACUCCUUCCUCCAGCCCGUCCUCGGCCGCUUCUUCACCGGCGGCUCCACCUCGGCCAACCUCCGGGCCCAGGCCGAAGCGGCUGCCAAGUCCCAGUAAAUAGAGCGCGAAGUUUAAAGAUGCGGGAUGCCUAACGUGACCCGUCUUCGCCGUGGAUCCACCCGAUCGACGCUCCGUUGAGUGGUACUGGUGUAGAUUGGAAUCCGGGCUGGUUUCAGCCCAUGGUUCUUUUUCUUUGUUUGUCUCUCUUCUGCAAGAUUUAUGUUUUCUGCACGAAAUCUAUGGAGAAGAUGAUGAUUUGGGAUCCCGUGUUUUGUUUGUUGCGAAUGGGAUGGAUGGAAUCUGUUGGAUUACAUCCUUUUUGUCGUCUGAUCGAUGUUUUCUUUAUUUUAUGUUGUCUUUCCCCCUGUUUUGGCCCGAGUCUGGGUCAGUAGAAUUGGGAACAUGGUUCGGACGGCUAGCGCCGGGCCGUGCAAGGACGCGGGUAUGAGUGAUUUUGGAAUGUGAUAAUGCCACUGAUCAAUUUGGAGUAUCUUGUUCACUG
Messenger RNA from Aspergillus campestris IBT 28561, 1143 nucleotides. It is a transcript of the gene yop1, whose product is annotated as putative membrane biogenesis protein (Yop1). Bases 189 to 698 code for a protein of 169 amino acids. NCBI's taxonomy places the organism in Eukaryota, Fungi, Ascomycota, Eurotiomycetes, Eurotiales, Aspergillaceae. The record is from RefSeq and is a predicted model, not a curated record. The transcript is spliced from 6 exons.